CCUCGGACGCCAAUAUCGAGGCAGCCGCACUGACGGUUUAAAUUCAAAAAAGUAACGGGUAAUGGCAUGUUUUUACUGAAGUCGUCUUGUGACGACAGUGAUGCGUGUGAAUUUCCCUCGUGCAAUAAGAAGUUGAUAUUUUGUAAGAAUUAAGAGAAGAUAAUAACGUCGGAGUACGAUGGACGAUCAACACGAGUGGAGGCCAAUCGUGCAGAAAAUGAUCAUGGAGCUUGAGCAAGCGCUUGAUGAGCUGCAAAAGACUUGGGAAGACAUAGGUUGCUCCAGAGAAACGCGGGAAAUGUAUUACGAUCAGGCGCACAAUCACAUAAAGGAUCUGUUGAACGAAAUGGUGGCCGAGUCGCAGACUAAGAAGCAGCUAUUGCUGGAGAGUAUAAAGGACCUGUUGAAGCGGACAACAAUAUUGUAUACGGAGCUGCAUCUUGACACAGAAACAAAGAGCUACGAUCAUAUCCCUUUGAGUAAGGUGGAACAGAUGCUUCGAAGCGAGUUGCAAGAUCUGGAACACAUAAAGAAGGAACGUAUGAUGAUUCUGAAAGAAUUGUUAAAUAAAGAACACGAUAUUUGCGAGAAGCUCGGUGUCAAGAAGUUGAACAUCGUCACUGAUGUUGUGCCCACUGAACAGGAACUUGAGAGUUUUAAAUUAUAUCUGCAAAAGCAGGAGAAUGAGAAGAUACGUUUGGAGAAUGUUUUUACAGAUAUACGUCGUUCUAUAAUUAAGAUGAUGGACGACUUGGACAUAUCCCCAUCUUCGCCAUUUCAACAAUUAAUUUGCGAGAAUCCAGAAGAGUUUGUGCUCAGUGCGAACAAUAUGGCAAAAUUGAGGGAGUUUAGAGAUGACUUGAAAACACAAGUGGAAGAGACGAAAUGUCAUGUGGAGAAAAUGAAGGAAGAUUUGUUAGCGUUAUGGAAAUAUCUCGAUGAGCCUGCUGAUGUUUGUCAAUUGUUCCUCGAAAGAUAUUCCGAUUAUAGCACUGGCACUAUAAACGCGCUCAGUGCGGAGAUCAAACGUUGUAAGGAGAGCAGAAAGGAGAACAUAUUCAAAUAUGUCACGCAGAUAAGAUUAGAAUUGAUGAACUUGUGGAAUUUAUGCAAAUAUUGCGAAGCAGAAAAGAACACGUUUGCACCAUUUCAUUCUAAUACGUUUACGGAGGAUCUAUUGACAUUACACGAGCUAGAAGUGGAAAGACUGCGCAGAUUUUAUAACGACAAUCGAACGAUAUUUGAUCUUCUAGAGCAGCGCGAGAAUCUUUUAAUGAAGAUAAAGGAAUUGCUUCAGCGUGCAAAUAAUCCGGAUCGCUAUCACAAUCGCGGCGGUCAAUUGUUGAUGGAGGAGAAAGAGCGCAAGGUGAUACAAAAGAAAUUACCCAAAAUAGAGGCGGAAUUACAGCGGUUGGUGAAUGAAUAUGAAAGCAAGCACAACCAGAUGUUCACCAUUUAUGGCAUGUCGUUGGAAAGUGUAUUAGCGGAAACUUUGGAGACUAUCAAUCAUGAGAAGGAGACGAUGAAGAAGGCGAGAAAGGAGGCGAAAGACAAAUCUAUCAAGAAGUCGCCUCUGAACAGUUCGAAGAGGACGCCGGGUCUAUCUCAUCUCAGCGUUCACCGAGGUCCUACCCCGCUGUCGAAACGCAAGCUGUUCAGUCCGUCCCCCAACACGUCGAUAAAGCGCAGAAAUAAAAACGGCGACAAAAAUAAACCCACUGUCAGCGGGUCCAAGAUUAGAAGAAGCAGAGGAAUUCCGAAGAUUGUUGUUCAGAAGACGCAUCGAUCCUCCAAAGGCGGACAGAACAGAAAGGAAUCGUUAUCCCCCGUCAACAGUAUCGUAGAUACUACAUAUAAUCAAUUUCAGGGCCACAUGACGGACAGGGAGGAAUUGCACAGCUCGAUGCUGCCGGAACAGAUACUGAGGAAUUCUAGUAAAGCCAAUUUCAACAAGACACCGAUAGUACGAACGCCCAUGAAACCGUUGAGGAAGAAUCUCUCCGCUGCCACGACGCCGGUCGCACGUGGUUCCGCACGUAAAGCACCGCACAGUCCUAGAAUCAAUAGUACACCAAAAUUAGCGACGGCCCCGAGUAAUUUGCCCUUCAUUUUCUAAGCGAGAGAACGAGAAAUGAGGAACUUUUGAUAAUAUAUAACGACGAAAUAAAUGUUCUUAUCUGCGAGAAUGACUGCAAACAUUAAUUUAACGAAGUUACACAAAUGUUUCAAGAUUUCUGCUUCUGAUAGAUUUCUAUCAUAUGUGGUAACAGUACAAAUGCGCGAGAUUCGAUACACAUCACUGCUUGGUAACAUUGAAACAACGCAAGAAUUGUAUUUGAUGUAACCAACCAUAUGCAAUCGAUAGCUUAACUUAAUUAUAAUUUUUUUGUUAUACUGCUAGAUUUAAAAAAAAAAAGCACUUUAUGAUACCUUAUUUCCACUGAACAGGAGUGUAGCUUGAUGCAAUCGUUAUAUGUAGCUAGUAGUGAAGUGUAGAUUAAAAGUUUAGUAUUAUUGCAUAUGUCAAAUAAGUCAGUGUACAAGCAUUUUUCUCUGUGAAAGUUUUAUCGCUUGAAUUAAAUAAUGUUUUAAAUAAGGUUUAAAUAAGAUAACUUUUGUACACACUCUAUAUGAAGAAAAAAAAAGAUGUCAAACUCUC
Molecule: messenger RNA, 2659 nt
Organism: Cataglyphis hispanica
Lineage: Eukaryota; Metazoa; Arthropoda; Insecta; Hymenoptera; Formicidae
Product: protein regulator of cytokinesis 1-like
Exons: 2
Coding region: 179-2116 (645 amino acids)
Biological process (GO): microtubule cytoskeleton organization; mitotic spindle midzone assembly
Cellular component (GO): cytoplasm; mitotic spindle midzone; spindle
Molecular function (GO): microtubule binding
Source: RefSeq, a predicted model, not a curated record